UGGAGGCAGCGCGCUGCUCCUCCUCUCCUCAUCACAGACACCGACACGGUCCGGACCGGAGAGCACAGAGCAGAAGGAACGACCAGCGGCGGGAUCACAUGUUGUGGUUUCCUUUUUUACAUUUCCAUCAUAGUUAGAAGCCACAGAGUUCAUUUCCGACCUGCUCUUACGAAUGACGGAUUUCGAAGGCACGUGAAAGGAUCGGGAUUGCGGAAAAUCAUACAGAGUGGCCCGCGCGCUGAAAUCAGACAGCCCCGCGCGCUGCUCCGCUGCUGCUGCGGCUGCAUCCUCGUGCUCAUCUCCUUGCCGCCUCCUCCGCUCCCUGUUGGUGUUGGGAACAAUCCCCGGUUUUUUCCUAUUCAACUCUUUUCUACAAAUAAUACCCAAGUAAUUGCCCCUCGAGAGCCCUGUACCUUCUGUGUGUUGGAGUUGGAGCUCAUUUCCUGAUCCAUUGACUGGACUGAGAACCCUAAACGGACCGGGAGGACCUCGUAGGAGACAAGGACUGGGAGGACAGGGAUUAUUUGAGCCCACAACACCGUACCGCAUGGUGGGAAUUUCUGCCUCUUUUCAGUAUCGCACUGGGCAGCGCUCCACCAUGCCCGACUCACCUGCAGACGUCAAGACACAGUCGAGGUUGACCCCCCCCACCAUGCCUCCUCCACCAAGCACGCAGGGAGCCCCCCGCAGCAGCUCCUACACCCCAACUACACUAACCAACGGCAGCAGUCACUCCCCGACGGCGCUGAAUGGCGCCCCCUCCCCUCCUAACGGCUACAGCAACGGCCCCAGCUCCUCGUCCUCGUCCUCGCUAGCCAAUCAGCAGCUGCCGCCGGCCUGCGGCGCCCGGCAGCUCAGCAAGCUGAAGCGCUUCCUCACCACGCUGCAGCAGUUCGGCAACGACAUCUCGCCCGAGAUCGGGGAGCGCGUCCGGACGCUGGUCCUGGGCCUGGUGAAUUCGACGUUAACCAUAGAGGAAUUUCACUCCAAGCUCCAAGAAGCCACCAACUUCCCUCUGCGACCUUUUGUCAUUCCCUUUCUGAAGGCCAACCUGCCCCUGCUGCAGAGAGAGCUGCUGCACUGCGCACGGCUCGCCAAGCAGAACCCGGCCCAGUACCUGGCCCAGCAUGAGCAGCUGCUGCUGGACACCAGCACCACCUCCCCGGUGGACUCCUCCGAGCUCCUGCUGGACGUCAAUGACAACGGCAAGCGGAGGACCCCAGACAGAACCAAAGAGAAUGGCUUUGACCGCGACAGCAGCAUGCACCCCGAGCUUCACCCCAGCAAGAGGCCCUGCACCAUAAGCCCCGCCCAGCGCUUCAGCCCGUCCAAUGGAAUCGCCUACCAGCCCAACGGCCUCCCGCCCCCGGGCCCGCCUCCCCCGCAGCACUAUAGGCUUGACGACAUGGCCAUCGCACACCACUACCGUGACACAUACAGACACCCCACCUCCAACCACCGGGAGGUCCGGGACCGGGCCCGGCCCACCGGUGAGUCCCUAGGUAUGCACACAGGCGCCCGGCAGGAGGAGGUUAUCGACCACCGGCUGACAGACAGGGAGUGGGCAGAGGAGUGGAAGCACCUUGACCAUGUAAGAAAACUGCUGAACUGCAUCAUGGACAUGGUGGAGAAGACGCGCCGGUCGCUCACCGUGCUGCGGCGCUGCCAGGAGGCCGACCGCGAGGAGCUCAACUACUGGAUCCGCCGCUACAGCGACGCCGAGGAGAUGAAGAAGGGCGCGGCCAGCGGGCAGUCACGCCAGCAGAGCCCCGCGGGGCAGGACAACGCAACGCAGCCAGAGAUUCACAGAGAGAUGCUGCAUCGGCCUGUCUCCACUGGCUACGUCCCUGAGGAGAUCUGGAAGAAAGCUGACAACGUGUUGCUGACGCGUUCCGCUGCCCCACUCUCUCCAGAAGAGGCGGUGAACGAGGUGAAGCGGCAGGCCAUGUCGGAGCUGCAGAAGGCCGUAUCGGAGGCGGAGCGGAAAGCUCAUGACAUGAUCAGCACCGAGCGUGCCAAGAUGGAGCGCACGGUGGCUGAGGCAAAGCGCCAGGCGGCCGAGGACGCACUGUCAGUCAUCAACCAGCAGGAGGACUCCAGCGAGAGCUGCUGGAACUGCGGUCGUAAGGCCAGCGAGACGUGCAGCGGCUGCAACACAGCGCGCUACUGCGGCUCCUUCUGCCAGCACAAGGACUGGGAGAAGCACCACCACGUGUGCGGCCAGACCCUCCAGGCCCAGCAGCAGCAGCAGCAGCAGGCCAGCCAGCAGCAAGGGGGGGGUGGCCCCGGGCCUGAGACUCCGGCCCCUGUCAGCUCCUCUGCCUGCACCCCUAGCAGCGGUGCCGGGAGCCCGGCGGCCACCCCGCCCGCCACGGCUGUCGCAGCCCUGUGCUCGGUCCCUCCGGGCCCCCUUUUGACCACGGCCCUGGACGGAACGCCGCGCCAAUAGAGGCGGGAGGACUCCGAGACGGAGGACGGACAGCGCCAAAAAGAAGAAAAAAAUCGGUCCUGUGCUCUUGACUGUGAAACCCCCCACGCCAUUCUAAGCAGCACAACUCUCUCAAUUUGCCUCUCAAAGAUGCUGAACAGGUGGGAACAGGAACAGAAUGGUCGAUUUUAUUUUGCGCUCCCUUUGUCAUUAGCAGCAGGAGUAGAAGGUCCAUACUCGGGUCAUAUUGACUUGCCCUGACUUAUAUAUACAAAGAUAUUCUUUGUUUUUAAUUAUUCAUUAUUGGUGUCCCUUUUAAUUGUUACUAUGCUGAUUAUCGUUGUCUUUGUUUGUCGUUGUCGUGGCUGUUCUGAUUAUUGUUGACAUCAUUGUUGCUUAUCUUCCAUUUUAUUGGUGUAAAUAUGAACAUAAGAGACUAAGGGAGCUCAAGAGAAGAACGACCCUUUAUUAUUAGUAUUUUUUUUAUUAUUAUUUCCCUCCUAAACCUGGGACAUGAAACAUGUUGACCUCAAGAAGACACUUUACCAAACAAUAUACCAAGGACUUUUGACUAGCUAGCAUAGCUAAUCUUUUAGCGACUGACAUUGUAUGUAAAGAAAGGUAUUAAAACUAAAAAUAACCUGCCAAACAAAGUAUGCCGGACAGACAUACAGAAAGAAAGACACAAGGGUUGGACUGGAUCUCUUACCCAGCGAGACCUGCCAAGGAAAGGCAGAUGUGCAGCAUAUUGCGAGGAAAUCCAGAUGUUUGCCGCAAUGUUAUUCCCUCUGACUUCGAAUAAUAUCCAGGUCAGUGGGCCGGGAAACACAAAGCUGUCUCCUUGGAACAGUGUAAAAAUGAACCAUUUCUUGAACAAGCAGCACACAAAAAUGUAUAUGGAUAUACCGAGGACAGGUUUCAAUUGUGCAAAUUUUGCCGGGACAACUCGAGGAGUUCAGUUCCUCACAUCAGUAGGAAAGCAGAACGGCUGUGGUCAAACAACAGGAAGUCUUUCCUCUAACGUUCCUGUCACUUCCCAAACCCAUGCUCUGGAAACAGAUGAUUUUUGUUGUUGUUCUUCAUCUGCUUCUUCCUAUUUUCCACUGUAGAUGUCAUGGUGUGGAACACUUUUGUCACAUGGUGUGGCAAAAUGGUUAUUUCCUGUAUCUGUGUUGGAUAUUUGUGACGACGAAUAGCACCCGACCUCGUCACAAGAACUUCCCUUAUCCCGCUCUCUUUCUCAACCCUUCUAUCUUUCUCAAGCUAGUGUGAAAAGAGAUAAGAGAAACAGAAGUGUUGUCCACUUCUGGGCUGAUUUUCUAUUCUGUGUAUAGGUGGUGGAUCUCUUGGUGUCCAUGUUUUAUCCUCCCCUUCUCCCAUUUUUUUUCAAGAAAAGACAAGCUAUAUCUCAGAGCUGCUACUUGAGACCAGCCCAUAUCUUUUCUGAGAAGCUAGCAUGUUUCACGCGGAAUGCUAACCUAAAUGUUCGUACAAGGGACGUACAUCAAUGUAUUUGCACUGUCACAGAGGACAUUUCAGCAUGCUUCUUUUGUUUUUAGCACAAAUGUUUUGUUGUUAUAGAGCCAUUUUCCACAGACCAAUUCUUUGUACAUAGUGCUGGUGUAUCUGAUCUGUGAAUUUUUUCCUUUUUUUUUGUAAUGUUGGGUAAAUGUAAAAUCACAAAAUUUAGUAAUUGUAAAACAUAUUUCUCUCAACAUGCUAAAGAAAGCUGUGGUAGCUUCUUUCUUUUGUUUUCGAGUAACUGACAGUGCAUGCACAUUAUGAUCGUUGGUUAAAUAUAUGUUAUUUUUUAGAAAAACACAAAACCACACAAAAACAACAGAAAAAUAGAAACUACUUAAAAACAUUGCUUUCCAAAUUCCAAGGUGUAUAUCUAAUUGACAGCUUUAACAUUGCACCAAAUUACAAACAAUAAAAGCAGAAGAGAUAAAAAAAAAUACAAUUACCACAGAAGACAGCCAAAGACCGACAACAAGGACCAAAAUCCUGACUUAGAUUAUGUACAAAAGAGGUAAAUUCACUCUGACUGUUUGUUAUUUAUUUCCAUAAUGUUAACUUGUGGCUUUAUUCAUUAAGAGAAAGAAAAAAAAUCACCAUUAGUUACACUUUGUUACUUAAACUCUAUCUGAAAAGGUUCUGGAUUUGUGCAAACCAGUGGUAGACAUCUUAUGUUGUAAAAUGAUGUUGAUGAAAGCAUUAUGGGAAAGUUUUGCAGCAAAGGUUAAAUUUGAACUGGAGCAAUAAUGACCACUACCACUUAAACACUAAUUAUUUCUGAGACAUACCCAUUGAGUUAAAUUAUAGAUCAUAAAUUCAUUUAAACUUUAAAGCAGUAAAGUCUGUCAUCCCAAAAUAUGGCAAUAUGGGACAGCUUCAUUCUAUAUGUUUUUUUCUUUUUUUUUUCUUUUUAGUGUGGGGAUGCAAACAUUUCCACUUUAUAAGCCUAUCCUAACAAACCUUUUUUUUAAGCCUACCAAUGCUAAAUCCAACAAACCUUUUGAGUUGACAGUGAGGGAGCGCUUCAACCUGACACAAAAACAGCUCCUUUUCUCACCUCGGUGCUAUACAGAAGCGUGUCACUGAAUUCUGACCUCAAGGAACAAUGGGAGGCCAUUAAAGGUUCUGGGCAUUUAUUUAAUUACCCACAAUCUCCUCUCUUCCUCAACUCUCCCUUGUUGUCUAAAUCCACCAAACGAACACCUGCUUGUUUUUUUAAAAAGGGUUACCAAAUCCAAAAAAGGGUGUUUUACACCAUACUUCUCAGAAGCUGUGACGAGAUAGCCAAGCUGUCUUUCACAUCAGUGUAUUCGAAGAUAUACCAACAAAUAACGUACGUUUUUCGUUCAUCAGGGCUAAAACCUGGCUUAUCAACAGAAAAACAAACAACAAAAAAACGAAAAGAUGACAUGCGUUAUUCCUCGAUAAUUCUUGGAGAUGUUGAACAGUUUUUAUUUUUCUUCCCUCCUUUAUGUGUGUGUUUUGCUGCCAAUUCCUCGGUGGCAAACAAGUCUCAAGUCUACCUCUUACAGCACGAUAAGAGCAGUCGCCACGCUGAUACUGGUCUAGUCGAAACCAAAUGGGCACAAGAGAACAGGAAAAAUAAAAAAAUUAAAAAGAAUAAAAAUAAAACAAUAUCCAAAGUCAAGCUCAUACAGCUGCAAAACCAUAUCACUACUUGGUAACAAUGCAGACCUCAUUGAUAGAUACAAACAGAAGGGAACAAAAAUGUUACACAAAAGAAAAAGAUAAAAAUUUUAAUAAAAAAUACUUGUGUUAUGUUCUUUUAUGCCUGUGGCGUUUCUGAGAUACAUCAACGUUUUGAAUUGUUUGAAAACAAAUUAAGAUAUGUGCAAAUUUGAAGAGAAGAGCUGUCGAAUUCAAAUGCAGUCCCGUCGAAAAAAGGGUCACGAAUGAGAAAUCUUAUUUUUAUUUCUUUCACUCGUUUAACUUUGAAACCCCUUCACCCUUUCUUAUUUUCCUCUCACUCUUCUCUCUGUUUGUGAAGAUACACACUGAACCAAUGCUUUUUCACAUAUUGCUGAAGUGAUUGAAAGUGGGGGAAGGCUUUUAAAAAGACAACGCUUGUAAAGAAAAUAAUUUAAAAAGGCUAUGAAUUUAAGCAUGCCUGUUUUUCACAAUUGGUGAGGGAACGGGUUUGGCAGUGGGUAUUCAACUUCCUGGUCAUUUGGGAAUUUGGAUGGACAGUGUUUAACAGCAAACAGUGAAGACUAGCGUCCAACUGGGUUGUGGGGGUAGCACAGCUUUGGGGCGGGGGAGGGCCCUCUUGAGAAGAAGUUCGUUUUUAGGAGGGUCAAAAAAAUGGAAACUCAAAUGAUUUGAUGAUUUGAAGUUGUUGUGCAAUACUUAAUUGAAACAGGGAGACAACGGCCAGCGUCGAGGUCUUCUUGACAGCUUUUCCUGAGGGAUAUGUCAGAGCUGUGGUUUUUUGUUGACAUUUUCUUUCCCUUUUUCUUUUACUUUCAAAUUUAUUUUGUAUAUUUUUUUGGGGCUGUAAACUAUGGUCUGUUGGUCUGUGAAUCUUUGCAGUAUAAUUCUGGUAUUGUUCUCUUUACGGUGUAAUAAAUAUGUUAAUACCUGCCUUGGA
Messenger RNA from Gadus macrocephalus (Pacific cod), 6554 nucleotides. It is a transcript of the gene runx1t1, whose product is annotated as RUNX1 partner transcriptional co-repressor 1. The record is from RefSeq and is a predicted model, not a curated record. Gene Ontology annotation, biological process: negative regulation of DNA-templated transcription; DNA-templated transcription. The transcript is spliced from 11 exons. Gene Ontology annotation, cellular component: nucleus. Bases 548 to 2449 code for a protein of 633 amino acids. Gene Ontology annotation, molecular function: transcription corepressor activity. Lineage: Eukaryota; Metazoa; Chordata; Actinopteri; Gadiformes; Gadidae.